CAAAAAGCAUUCAUGCUGCCCUCCAGACGCGGCGAAUUUAUCGUCGGCACCAGACCCGUCCCCACGCCCGGCCGCGGCGAGCUCCUCAUCAGAGUCGAAGCCGCCGCGCUGAACCCUAUCGACUGGAAGAUCCAGGCCGAGACCGAGGGCGAGAUCACCACGGAGUACCCCGUCGUUCUCGGGCUGGGCACCGCGGGUGUCGUUGUGGAGGUCGGCGAUGGUGUCGCCGGGUUUGAUGUUGGAGACAAUGUGUAUGUCGUAGUGACACCUGGGAUUCUUGCGAGGAACGAUUAUUGUAGUCUCCAGCAGUACACGCUUGGUGUCGCUGUUUAUACUUCAAAGAUCCCUCCGAACAUCACUUUCGACCAGGCUGCCUCGAUCCCGGUCGGACUCGAUCCCCCAGCCAUCGGCUUCUUCGGGCCCCACAACGCCAAGUUGACCUCACCCAUCGACAAGCCGGGCACGUACCAAGGACAGUCCGUCGUCAUCCUUGGCGGCUCUGGCUCCGUCGGCUUCUACGCCAUCCAACUCGCCCGCCUCGCCGGCUUCAGCACAAUCAUCACCACCGCCUCCCCGCGGCACACCGCCCUCCUCAAAUCCAUCGGCGCAACACACGUCGUUGACCGCCGCCUCCCCCGCGCCUCGAUCGUGCGCCUCAUCCACGAAGUCCACGAAGAAGUCCACCGCGAGGCCGGCGCGCCGCCCGCCUUGAAGCUGCUGUACGACGCCGUCUCCGAGCCCGCGACGCUCGCGCUCGGGCGGGAGAUCCUCGCGCCCGCCGGUGGCGGCGGACACAUGCUCGUCGUCCUCCCCUCGGCGGUGCCCGUGCCUGUGCCCGGGACGGAGGAGACGGGCGCGGGCGCGUGCACGGUCGGGUUCUCGUUCGGCUCGCCGCAUACGCCUGAGCACGCCGAGUUUGGCAAGGUGUAUUGGGCGAAGGUGUAUGAGUGGUUCAGGGGCGGGACGAUCGUGCCCAACAAGGUUGAAGUGCUUCCGGGAGGGCUUCAUGGUGUCGCUGGAGGGCUGGAGCGCUUGAGAGCGGGCAAAGUCAGUGGGUACAAGUUGGUGGUACGUCCCCAGGAGACAGUGUAA
Coniophora puteana RWD-64-598 SS2 is the source of this 1092-nucleotide messenger RNA. RefSeq names its product GroES-like protein. The record is from RefSeq and is a predicted model, not a curated record. NCBI's taxonomy places the organism in Eukaryota, Fungi, Basidiomycota, Agaricomycetes, Boletales, Coniophoraceae. Gene Ontology annotation, molecular function: oxidoreductase activity, acting on NAD(P)H. The transcript is spliced from 5 exons. The annotation marks the transcript as partial.